Molecule: messenger RNA, 1862 nt
Organism: Symsagittifera roscoffensis
Lineage: Eukaryota; Metazoa; Xenacoelomorpha; Acoela; Convolutidae
Product: ribonucleoside-diphosphate reductase subunit M2 B-like
Exons: 9
Coding region: 338-1492 (384 amino acids)
Biological process (GO): deoxyribonucleotide biosynthetic process
Cellular component (GO): cytosol
Molecular function (GO): ribonucleoside-diphosphate reductase activity, thioredoxin disulfide as acceptor
Source: RefSeq, a predicted model, not a curated record
GGUAUGAUGAUCUCUAAAAGCUCCUGCCAACAGCAACAACUGUGCAAUUCUGUAUAGCUUAUUUCGAAAAGUUUAAACACUUUCUUCUAAGGCAACUAUUAUAACCCGAUCUUCUUAUUCUGAACAUUCAAUCGGAGCUCAAACUUAAGCGGUUAAGCAGCAAACAGAUUCUUAUUCUUUUUCAGUUAUGCUAAAAUAAGCUCACUUUGGAUUCAGAUUUCUGUUUCGAUGAAAUAAUCAAUCGAUUAAUUGGGCUUUACUGGCGUUUAGUUUUCUAUCCGGUAACAUCCAUUAAAACGAAUGUCCAACUUUAGAAAUAAAUAGCUUGUUCUAUGUUAUGGCAACUAUGAGCGCUGAUGUUUCCGAAAUAACAUUUAAUGAUCACUCAUUAUGUAACGGUCACUGUUCUUGUGAUGAUUCGACUGAUGUUAAAAUUGAUGUAAAAAUGGGAGAUAAAAACGAUGACGAAGAUUUGAAAAGUGAACCCAUUUUGACGCCAUCGAACAAGAGAUUUGUGGUCUACCCUAUAGAGUAUCCAGAUUUGUGGCAGCUAUACAAAAAGGCCCAAGCCUGUUUCUGGACUGCAGAAGAAGUCGAUUUGGGAAAAGAUCAGUUCGAAUUACUAAAUCCCGAGGAAGUGCAGUUUGUCUCUGUGGUGUUGGCCUUCUUUGCAGUGAGUGACGGGAUAGUGAUUGAGAACCUAGUGAGUCGCUUCUCACAGGAGAUCCAAAUCCCAGAGGCCAGAUGUUUCUAUGGAUUCCAGACAGCAAUAGAAAAUGUGCAUUCGGAGAUGUACAGUCUGCUGAUUGAGACUUACAUCAGGGACCCAAUCGAGAGGACAAAACUGUUCAAUGCUGUCGAGAACUACGAAUGUAUUAAGCAAAAGUCUGAUUGGGCAUUACACUGGAUUCAGAGCUCAGAAAGGACCUUUGCGGAACGAUUAGUGGCUUUCGUUGCAGUUGAAGGGAUCUUUUUCUCAGGUGCAUUUGCUGCAAUAUUUUGGCUCAAACGAAGGAACAUUUUGCCAGGGUUGACAUUUUCUAACGAGUUAAUUUCACGGGACGAGGGACUGCACUGUGAGUUUGCGUGUGCUCUGUACUCGCAUUUGAAGAAACCCGUCGCAGAAGAAACAAUACGAGACAUUUUCUCACAAGCAGUUCAGAUCGAGAAACAAUUUUGGAGUUUCGCUCUUCCAACUGGGCUUCUGGGUCUAAACAGCUUACUCAUGGGUCAAUACAUCGAAUUCGUUGCCGACAAACUUAUACUUGAACUCAAGUGUCCAAAUAAACUAUUCGGCACUCCAAAUCCGUUUCCAUUUAUGGAAAUGAUAUCGAUGGAAGGAAAAACAAACUUCUUCGAACGCCGAGUCGGCGAAUAUCAUUCGUUCGGGUUCAACUCGGGAAAAAUUAACUCGCCAUCUUCGUCAUCGGGCAGUAAAAACGAGAAGAAAGAUUGGACAACUUUCGAGUUUCGAACUGAUUUAGAUUUCUGAAGUUUUUAGAACUUAAUUCUUCCGUUUUUUGCCACGUUUAGAAUUUGGUCUGAAGUAUUUGACAUGUUGCAGAGCUUUGGAAGAUGUCAUGAAAUCGGUCAAUUUUCGGUUGAGUUUUGCGACCUAAUUGGCAAUUUAUAAACAGAAAACUCAAACUUCAUUCAAUUAUUAAUUGGAUGCUUUAACUCGGUGGUGCAAUCCGAAGUUAAACUAGUUGCUAUCUCUCAUACCUCAAAUAGAAGCAGUCUAUAAAUGAAAAUAAUUCUCUUUAGUUUCUUCAAUCUUCCUGUUAAAUCUACAAAGAAAUUAUAAAUUGUUAUAAAUGGUUUCACAUGAGAUCAAGUACCCAAAAUUUACCUUUAGUUAUUAA